Ricinus communis (castor bean) is the source of this 1012-nucleotide messenger RNA. RefSeq names its product pectinesterase inhibitor 3. Gene Ontology annotation, molecular function: enzyme inhibitor activity. Gene Ontology annotation, biological process: negative regulation of catalytic activity. The record is from RefSeq and is a predicted model, not a curated record. Bases 362 to 928 code for a protein of 188 amino acids. Lineage: Eukaryota; Viridiplantae; Streptophyta; Magnoliopsida; Malpighiales; Euphorbiaceae. The transcript has a single exon.
GAAAAAGGAUAACCUUAUUGGCCAAGACUCUAGAGUCCUUUGCCUUCGCCAGAGCAUGGUCAAUUAACACGCAGAGCAAAAAUUUUGGUGCCGACUGCUAUUAGCUGCUUUUGCAUUUACUCCCUCUGUUUUCUUAUCCAUCCCCUUCCCCAAAAUAACCCUAUACACCCAUAUUUCUCUUAAUACAGUUUCAGUUUUAUACUGUUAAAAAGAAAAAAGAAAUGAUGGCAGUAGUGUAAUUAAGCUACAACCCAAAGCCCAUACUAACAUUCAACUCUCUUAUAAAACCUAAUGUCAGCAAGAGUUAGUAUCACUCGUACCCGCACACAGCAACAGCUCCACUCAAACUGAGCACUGGGGAAUGCCUCCUCUAUUCUCUCUCUUCAUCCUUUUCCUUUCUCUCUGCUCCGCCGCUGCAAAAACCCACAGCGCAGGCGCGGCACCACAAGAUCUGGUCCAUUCAUCAUGCCUCCACGCGAGUUAUCCUAACCUCUGCAUGCGCACACUCUCCUCUUACUCAGGCCCAGCCAACACCCCGCACGACCUAGCUCUUGCAGCAGUGGAAGUGAGCCUCGGGCGUGCCAGUAAAGUGUCCAAGUACUUGAGCUCACUAUCGUCUGGGCUAAAAACAAGGAAAGAACGAGUUGCGCUGAGUGACUGCGUGGAGCAGAUAUCUGACUCGGUGGAUGAGUUGAGUAAUACGCUAAAUGAAUUAAAGCAUUUGAGAGGGGAAACUUUUAGGUGGCAAAUGAACAAUGCUCAAACAUGGGUAAGUGCUGCUUUGACUAAUGAAGAGACUUGUCUUGAUGGUUUUGAACAGGUUCAAAGGAAAGUUAAGUGUGAUGUUAAGAGAAAGAUUACUAAUGUGGCUAGAGUUACUAGUAAUGCUUUGUACAUGAUUAAUCGUCUUGGUGAGAGCCGUGGUUAGUUUAAUUAGGCCUUAAAUAGUGACUCAGUGGAUUAUGGAUUGUUAAUCUAUCUUCAUCAUUACUUAAUUAUUGUUAUUAUUAUA